Gekko japonicus is the source of this 1429-nucleotide messenger RNA. RefSeq names its product deiodinase, iodothyronine, type III (gene DIO3). NCBI's taxonomy places the organism in Eukaryota, Metazoa, Chordata, Lepidosauria, Squamata, Gekkonidae. The record is from RefSeq and is a predicted model, not a curated record. The transcript has a single exon. Gene Ontology annotation, molecular function: thyroxine 5'-deiodinase activity.
UCAAGUUCCAGAGGGGGCGUGUCCCGGCCGGAGGUGGAGUCGCCGUUUCAUUUAAAUCCCCGACUAUAAAAUGGGCUCAAGGCGAAGCGGGAUCUCAGCGGCUAAGCCUCUCGGAGGAGUGGUGGUGCUGGUGGUGGUAGUGGGAGCCAGGGCGCCCCUCCGGCCAGCGUGCGCGCCCGGCCCCCUCCUCCUCGCCGCCGCCGCGAUGCUACACUCCCUCGGCGCCCACACCUUGCAGGCGCUGACCCAGGCGGCCGCCUGCCUGCUGCUCCUGCCCCGUUUCCUCCUGACGGCCGUGAUGCUCUGGCUCCUGGAUUUCCUGUGCAUUAGGAAGAAGCUGCUGCUGUCGGCGGCGGCGGCGGCGGCGGCAGCAGCCCAGGAGGAGGAAGAGAAGGCGGCGGCGUCGCCUGCGGCCGCCCGCGUCUCCCCUCCCGACGACCCGCCGCUCUGCGUGUCGGACUCGAACCGCAUGUUCACGCUGGAGUCGCUGAAGGCCGUGUGGCACGGGCAGAAGCUGGACUUCUUCAAGGCGGCGCACGUGGGCGCGCCGGCGCCCAACCCGGAGGUCGUCCAGCUGGACGGGCGGACGCGGCUGCGCAUCCUGGACUACGCCCGGGGCGAGAGGCCGCUGAUCCUCAACUUCGGCAGCUGCACCUGACCGCCCUUCAUGGCGCGCCUGCGCGCCUUCCAGCGCCUGGCCGCGCGCUUCGUCGACAUCGCCGACUUCCUGCUGGUCUACAUCGAGGAGGCGCACCCGUCCGACGGCUGGGUCAGCUCCGACGCCGCCUACGACAUCCCCAAGCACCAGUGCCUGCAGGACCGCCUCCGGGCCGCCGUCCUGCUCCGGGAAGGCGCGCCGGCCUGCCCCCUGGCCGUCGACACCAUGGACAACGCGUCGAGCGCCGCCUACGGGGCCUACUUCGAGCGCCUCUACAUCAUCCAGGGGCGGCGGGUCAUGUACCAGGGCGGGCGCGGGCCCGAGGGCUACAAGAUCGCCGAGCUCCGCCGCUGGCUCGACCAGUACCAAAGCCGCCUGCAGAACGGGCCCAGCACGGUGGUCGUCCACGUGUAAGGAGGCGCCGCCCGGGACCACGGGGUUGGGGACCCCGGGGGGGGAAGGGAGGCUCUCUCUCUCUCUCUCUCGCCCCCGCAGGCCCCCUGGGUGACUGAGUUUGCCAUGCAAGACGUGCCCAGAGAAGAUUCGAAUCAUGUUGAUUUGCCGAACUCCUCCCCUUUAACGUUCAGUUCCAAAUGCAUUUUUGUUUGGGUCGUGCGAAUGUGUGCAAGAAUCUCUCUCUCGGUCGGGGGAGGGGGAAGGGAGAAGUGUUUACGGUUUUUUUGUUGUUGUCGUUAAAAAAAAAUGGAAGUUUCUGGUCCAUGUGGGUGCGCACGUGUCUGUGUGAGUGUGUUUCCCCGAGAGAUCCGCCCU